AUGGCAAUCAUCAAACACCUCUACGACAGCAUCUGUUCAACAGAUGCUGUUGUAAGCAUCAUUGAACGGCUCUGGGACCAGGCAAAGGACGACCCUGACCGCGGCCUGAUGUUUGUGCUGGAGACUGCGGCCGAGGUAGCAAUGAUGCACCACGAGCUGACAGUGGUCCGGGAAUCCGCUGUCCCUGUACAAGAGGCCGACAAGGUCGAUCCCGAUCAAUUCGAGCCCGACAAUUUCAAAUGGGAGGACGCCCAGGGCCAGGUCCUGGUGUUGACCUACAGACAACUGGGGUCGAUACUACAGGAGCAACGGCGGCAGCCCAUACCGAGCAUCAGGUUGAUUGCUCACAUGGGGUGUGGCGAAUACACAGUCGAGAUGCUGGCGACUUGUCUGCAGCUCCUCCGUUGGGCCGGGGAGUCCAUGGAGAUCUAUACCGUCUCCAACCUGGAACAGUCCGUGUUUCUCGGAGCGGAGUCGAUCCGCCUUGACGCGCUCGGCAUCGACAUGAGAAGGCGUCCAGAGCGGCGUUGGCUAUCAGGUGACCGUCUACAGAGCGCGAUCAACACCCUCGGCGAGCAAGCGGCCCUUUUCUUCCAAGCCAAAAGGGAAGAAGCCGAGUCUCAGGCCAGAGCAGAAGGCGACGCGGCUGAGCAGCUGAGUGGCGCGCACAGCAACCGAGCAGUGGUAGUCAUGGACAAACUGGCCCUUGACGAGGCACUUGCCAGCGAUGCCGUCCUCCAGGAAAGCAAGGCAUACCUCGAGGCCAUCGGUCUCGGGGCGAUAGACGGCGAGGAGCUACUGACGCACAUCUACUACGAUGAGCACCACAUGAAGCUGCUGCAGUUCGGCCAGGGGAUGGGGUUCACCGGCACGGUGUCCAGAAUCGGCACUGUGCUCGUCUGGCCCCUCAAGAGCGGCAUCAUCUUCGACACGCGCACGAGCCAGAUGGUGUGGCGAAAGAACAUUCUGCUGUCCAAGGCCGAGCUGCGGUACGCGGCUAGGUUCUCGGACGGGCCUGACCUUCCGGAGAUUACGUACUUCCUCGAGGACAAGUCGUGGUACGACCAGCUGCCCGAGCUCACUCGGACCUCACCUGCAUUCACCGGGGACCUCUCCACCCUCCUCCUGGAGCUGUGCCGUCAGGGAUAUCUCGACAGCACGCUCGAGCUGCCGAUCGGGACCCCCGACGACCAGAACAUGGUCCGAGAAUACCUGUACCGGCUCAAAAUGAAAGGCCUGCUCGCAGACGUGAAGAGACCGCCAGGCACGUACCGCCUGACCUCACUGGGCGACCAGGCGGCUUGGUGGUACCACGAUGGCGGUGUUGGGAACCUCAACGUCGCCUGCUUGCUGGCUGCCGUCUCCGGGAGCAUCUCUGACAACAUGGCGCCGCGUGACAAGGCUCGCGCAGCCGCGGUCAUGCGCCUGGCGGCUGUGCUUAUGACACCCGGGUCGCCGCUCACUUCACCCAUCGGUGACCUGCUCACGGUGCUGACAAACAACGACAGCCCUAUGGAGCCGUUCCGGGAGGACCUGUCCACGUACGUCUCGGGCUUCGCAGCUCCUUACGCCCUACGAGGCCCAAUCUGGGCCGCUGUUGGCAUAUGGAGCGCGCUCGCGGGUAAGAUGGAUAUAUUCGGGCUCACGCCAGACAAGGACCCACACUUGACUGCGUGUCAAGAGCUGUUGAGUAUCAGGCUACACACCAUGGUGGCAAUCAUUGAAAACUUUAAGUCGCUCCAGUCUGCGUGGGUUGACAAGCUCCGAGGGCCCUCACUCGAGUUUGAGCCCCAGCUCGGCCGGGAGGACGUCCUGCUUGUCGAGAAGGCUCUGGUGCGGGCGUGGAUGCACAACCUGGCGUUCGUGCCGGUCUCAAUGCACCAAGACGGGACCCAGAUGGCCUUUGCCUACGAUGUCGUGUCCGGCUGCCCUAUCCGCCGCCAGGACAAGGACUUUGUGUUCUGGGGACAUCUCCAGAACACCGAGGACGGCGCGCCCCUGGACAGCAGCGAGGACUUUGCAGGGGUGUGUGCAAUCUACACGCACCUACAGCAAGAUGUCGAGCCCGGUGAUGGUGGCGGAUUCCGCUACACCCCAGACAACCUGACCUUUGUGUCCAUGAGGGCCGUCAGGCAGGUCUUGAGAGACGUGGCGCGCCCUCUAUACCGUGAGGUUCCGGGCCAGAAACCGCUCAACUGGCAGCAGAUCCUGCGGACACAGUACCGGCUGCACCAGGAACGGUGA
This is a messenger RNA of Diaporthe amygdali, 2244 nucleotides long. RefSeq lists its product as uncharacterized. The record is from RefSeq and is a predicted model, not a curated record. The transcript has a single exon. Lineage: Eukaryota; Fungi; Ascomycota; Sordariomycetes; Diaporthales; Diaporthaceae. The coding region runs from base 1 to 2244 and encodes 747 amino acids.